Sapajus apella (tufted capuchin) is the source of this 12614-nucleotide messenger RNA. RefSeq names its product RUNX1 partner transcriptional co-repressor 1 (gene RUNX1T1). The transcript is spliced from 6 exons. The record is from RefSeq and is a predicted model, not a curated record. Gene Ontology annotation, molecular function: transcription corepressor activity. Gene Ontology annotation, biological process: negative regulation of DNA-templated transcription. Lineage: Eukaryota; Metazoa; Chordata; Mammalia; Primates; Cebidae. The coding region runs from base 6334 to 7383 and encodes 349 amino acids. Gene Ontology annotation, cellular component: nucleus.
GCAAAUACGGCUAGGUCAGCACAAGGCGCUUAAAUCCAUUUUUAUGAAACAUGCUAUUUUUUUAUUUUUUGUAAGGGCGGUCAACUCUUGGAAAAGUUUUGAGUACUAUGAUUCCGGGAAGUAGGAUGUGAGCCACAACUGUUGCUAAAAAUAGUCGCCUUCCCUCCCCCUCUACUCCAAAAGGCAUUUUAGUUUGGGUGAUUUGGCUGGGUGGCCGUGCAGCCCAUGGCCUCCUCCUUCCUUGCAAAGCGUAAUGGAGAAAUCCUUCAAGAUUUGGCACCACAAAUCCCACCGUGCCCCAGCCUGUCUGCUACUUCCUGGGGGAAUCUGCAGAAGGUGGCUUUAAGGAAUAGCUAGGAUUCCCGUGGAGGAGGUCCCGCAGAACCGUGCCCGAGGCCAGAGCGAGGGAGUGAAGACCAGGAGAGCUGGAGAGGCCACUCCAGACAAACUUCAUGUGCUUAAUGUAACUCUGAGCCCCCUUGAAUCUUUAACUUCGCUUUCCUUAAUUAAUCUGCCCAGGGCCUGUAUAUAAAUGGCUGUCCACAGCUGCUGCAAAUUGAUUUAUCUCCUGAUAAAGGUCGGGUUGCUGACCAAAGCAUUCUUUAUACCUUCUGUGUGAACUGAAAUGUGUUUUACAGGGAUUUUUUUCCCCCUCCUGGACUCCUUUUCAACAUCUGUACCAUUUUUAAGUGCACUCAGUGGCUUUUAUUAUCAUUGCCCUCCUUUGCAUAGAACAGGAGUGGAACUGGGUCUGUGCCCAGUGAGUCCACACUCCCUAGAAUACAAAUUGACCAGAUUCUCUGUGAUAAACGGUUUGUUAGUGUUGGGGGCCUCCUUUUAGUUUAUGGCAGCGUUUGCCUUGACCAUGUGAGUAUUCUGCUGUGCCCAGUUUCUCCUGUCACAGUUCUUUAGAAAAGGCUACCAAACACCAUUGUUUCUUAAACCAUCAUAGCCCCAACCUGAGCAUUCAUGUCAGCUGUGAUGUGUAUAUACGGAAACAAAUUUAUAAUUCUGUGGAUUUCCCCCUCGUUUAUCCUUAAAGUCUAGUUUUUAAUAUCAUUAGGAUUUUCAGAUAAUAAAGAUAGGGUUAUUUGAUUUCAUUUUCUCUUUUUUCUCUUUACUGAUGAUUAUUUUUUUCAAAAGAAUCUGACAGUCUCACCCAAUACUAAUCAGGGAAUCUUGGUUUGAUCCGGGCUUUUUUUUUUUGCAGCCAGGAUGGAUGCUGAGGAAGUUGAAUUCCAUUAUUUCUUGUACUGUGUUCAGCAUUUUAUAUUUUGUUGGUUUAUUCUUUUAAAAGAUAAAAUUCCAACAAAACAAUUGACCAGUCAGUCUUAUACUGGGUGCAUAAAAACCGACUUUUUAAAUACCGAAGAUAACUUUUUAUUAAAUCGUUUCGUUUAGGCAUUAGUAAUUUUAUUAUAAACCAUUUAGAUAGCAGUGACUUUAUUUGAAAAGCUAAAUAUUGCAUGGGAGAAUUUCAGUACUCAGUUUCUCCAGUGUCCUGUUUAUACCUAAUAAAAGCAGUGGGGAAAAUUAUUUUUUUCUUUAAUGUUUGGACAACUAAAAGCAGACUAGAAAUCUUUGAAAUGAUAUUUUCCUUUGUAGACCUAGUCUCUGUGGUCCAUUAAUACCUGCUAAUAAUUUGUGUUAAAAUGAUCUUAAAAAUCAUUCUAUGUCCAGCACAAUACAUUGCCCUCUUAAAUUGCAAAGACAGUAUUUUUGCAGCGGUGGGACUGCAGCUUUUUAAUAUUUGCACAAUUUUCUUUUCCUGAGAGAAGUAAAAUAUUGCUCUUGAUGUUAGUAUUUGAUGAUGCGCUCUCCCAUUGAGGUGUUAGUCUACAUAUUUGUAGAUAAAAAAGGACUUCAUAAAUUGCAAAGAACUACACAAAUGUAAGGUGCCAUUAUAAUUUAUUUUAUUGUCACAUAGAAGCUUAGCCAAAAAAAAAAUCUCGCAUUUCUUUAAACAUUGAAAAAGGAUCACGAGAAAGAAAUGCUUCCAAUAGGAAUGCUGGUCAGUGGUUGUCAGUUUAGGACAUUCUUCACUGUCAAAUCCUGUUUCUCACUUCUUUGAUAUGAACAUCAGCUGACAGGCACUGAAUGCAAAGCCUUCUUCACUGAGGUUUUAUGUAGGCAACAUAGCCCUUCAUAGCAAAGCAGUCUGAAAAAUUGGCACCUGCAGGAUUUGCAUGUGAAAAAAACUGAGUCAGUUGCAUUUUGCUGGAGUCUAUUACUGUAAGUUAUGUAAGUUCAGUGAGAAAGGCUAUUUAUUUGUUGCUGUUUGGGCAUUUAAAGGUUCUUUGUUUUAUGGACACCUUAUUCAUCAUAUAGUGAUCCACAGACUUUAUUGAUAGCAGAAGCAGGGAGAAGUGAGCUCUGGCUUUAUAGAAGUUAUUUAUUAUGGAAUGGAGGUGCUUUUAACCAUGUGCUUGCAGAGUGCACUUACAUUCAUAAUUUUUAAAAUGUGCCUUAAAAGAGUGAAUUCAUUCCACUUUGAGAGUCAUCUAUCAGAAGUUAAAUGCAUAAAACUAAGUUAACAUACAUAUCCUUUGAAAAUAAUCAAGAAUUUUGAUUUCUAUAUGUUAAUAACAACUUAAAAUCUAUAUGAAAAGAAUUUAAACCCUUUUUCUAAAUUUGGGAAAAAUGUUGUUUCCCCCAACUUGUUAAAUUAUGUUUGUCACCUGGAUGCCUUUUAAAAAUCCUAUUUAUGUAAAAUAACAAAUAUUCAAUCAACUAAAACACCUCUGUGAACCUGAGUAUUAUCUGUCAGUGGGAACAUUUUAUCCAGAAUAAGCUAUUUAUUAUUAUCUAGAGACACCUUCCAACUUCAUUUUUUUUCCACAGCCAUUAAUAUAAGAGUUCCUAAAUAAUGUUUAAAGAACAGUGAACAUUUUAUUAAAGCAAACAUUAGUUCAGUUUAAUGGAGGUAAUUGUAAGUGAUGAGACAGAGCAGGUUAUCUCUGUGUUGUUUAAACAGAAGGAGCUACUUUGCACCAUUUCCAGUAGCCAUCUGUAGAAGAGAAGGGUUUGCACCUGUCUGUCCAGACUAAUUAUAGAUUAGGGCCAAAGAAAUGAAAUUCGAGGAGGUUUUCAGCUAAUGAAAUCCAUACUGAUUUUAUUGUAAAUGUGUUUUAUGUAAAGAGGGUGAUGGUUGAGUUCUGAGUGAAUAAAUCGCUAUGUAGCUGCUAGGCACUUGGUUUUGAAGCACAAUUCUGCUGCAUUAACCUUUGAUAUUAAAAAAAAAAAAAAAAAAAAAGACAACUUAGACGUGGAUGCUAGCCUUUGUUUGGCAUCCAUAGCUACAAUUUAGUGAGCAGCAGUGAGGUUCAGUGUGCAAUUUAGAAAUGUGCUGUAUAAAGCAGCUUAAACAUUAAGAAUAUUAUGAUAUUCUGAAAUGCAGAUGAAGUAGAAGGUAGGUUCUGUUUUAGCUUAUGCAUAUAAAACAUUGGAAAAUUGGAAAGGCUUUUUCUUUUUCCUACAUUUCAGCUUCGUAUACAUGAGAAAUUAAAGCAAAAUGAGUGAAGAAUGCAUUCUGCUAUAAAAGGUCACAUGAAUGUCUACCACAUCUGUUUAUAGUAAUUAUGAACAUAAUUAACAUAAGAAUUACAAAUGAAAUAAUGACAAGCUGAGCAAGGAGAUAUUAUGCCAUAAUGGUCAUAUGUUGGAAUUCUCACAUUAUAGCACACUAGAAUUCACAUACUCAAAGAAAGAAAGAAAAUGCUAGAUUUUUAUCUGAAUUAAUGCUUCAAAACUUAUCUGCCUGGGGCAGAUGGACUUCUUGCUUUUAUAGGAAGGUAACUAUUAUUAAGAAAAGAACUAGUUGAAAUUAAGAUUUCUAGUCUGUAGCCUGGACUUUAAGACAGCUGUGAUUAUAGAAAUCACUUUCUGUUGUACACUUCUGUGAUUAUACUUCUUGAUUAUUGUAUUGCUUUUUUUUUUUUUUUUUCCUUUCAAUUGAAAGCUUUGCAGCAAAGUGUUUGCUUUGGAAGAGAGUCAUGGAUUCUUCCCAUUUGAGAAUUGGUUGAUCUUUUCUAUAACUGUGAGCCAAAAGUCAAUGAACAAACAAGGUACUAACAGAAAUACUGUGCAUUUAUAAAAUAAGACCAUUGGCAGAUUAGCUUUUGUACAGAUUAGCCUCUAGUAUUUGGGAUGCCCCUUAAAAAAAAUAGCAAACCUUCUCUGGGUUUGAAAGCGGUAGUAAUGCAAUUUUAUUUUUAAAAUAGCAUUUCUUAAAAGGGCAUGUAAUGGAAAAAUCUGUGGGCACCUAUAAAUGGUAUUUUUCUUCCCCUAGAGUUUUGUUGGAUUUUCAGGUAUUUGUAUGUAGUCUGUGUCCAAACUGAUCUAACUAAAAUUCAGUAAAGGGUGGGGGUAUGUAUGGUUGCUUUCGGUUACUCUGAAUGCAUUUUUCUAGAAUAGCUAGAGAAAAGGUGAAAGGUGACCUUUUUUGAGAGCUAAAAUGAUCCUCCAGAAAUCUGUUAUUACAUUGAAAACAUGUAAGAAUGACAGAUUUUCACCCAUUUACAGCUCACUUGAUUUUGUGAUGUAGCCUGCCAAAUGUUUUCCUUCCUAUGUUUGCACCCUUCUCUAACUAUUGAACCUGGUCACUUUUUGAAGAUUUAUGGAGAAAUAUUACCUUGUUCUCAUCUCAGUGAUAACAUGAGGUUUUCCACAUUAUUGGAUUACUGGAGGAUUGUGGCAGACCCCUUUUUAUCUGACAUUCAUUGCAUGACAAGAUUUUCACACAUGCCCUUCCCCCACCUAUGCCCAGCUUUUUUCACUUUGUGUUACCUAUCAAAUUUCUUUUAAUUCUAUUCUUGGGGUUGGAACAUUGGUGUGUAUGUGUUUGGGUGGGGUAGAGGGAGAGGGGGUGGUGCUCCCCUACACAUAAAACCGUUUUUUGGCCAAGUGAUUUGCAGGGGAGUGCCUGAUUAAACAAUGCUUCUCUUCAUUUUCUAAAGGGCCUCUUAAAAUUUGGCUCCCCUAAAAGGCAGGGGCUAGUUCUCUUGCUAUUCUGUUUUUAGCCUUACCCUCUACCCCCAUUCUAUUCCUUUCUACGGAGACCCCAUGCAGAAGCUAUUUUAUAAUCUAAAGUUUCACAGCAGCUAGGGCUACAGUGUACACUAUUGAACAGUUGUAUAGUUUAUUGGCUCCUUCAUUCUGAACUCACUCUUCAUACUGUAGUGAGAGCUUCUUAACCAAGCUUCAGUGCCUUGAAACACAGCAUAACCAAAUACUUCCCCUCCCCCUAAUAAAAUAACGUCCUUUGCUGCAUUAUCUGCACUCCAUUAAGGAUCUGAUCAGAUGUUCACAUUGUCUGAUGGGUGUAUUUAAAAGUGAAAAGGGGCUCCCAAGGGACUACUCAGGUGUAUCUCCUUCCUGACCCUGCUGGGGAGGUGGAUGAACUCUGGACUGAGGGACGAGCAUUAGCCCUUGCUUGUUCUCUGAUUGAUUCUCUGGCAAUGGGUGGGUGAAGAGCCACGAGGCAGCUCAAGCCGAGAUUGAUUGCCUCAAUUUCAGAUUCCCACCUCCAAAACAGACUCUCAGAUGCACACAUAAAGACCUCCCUCCCCCAGCACAAUUUCUGGAGGUGGAGCAGGUCUCUAAGAGUCACCUGUAGCUACCAAUCACAAGUGGUCCUACUUAUCACAAUGAUGCUGGCUGCAGGAGUCUUCAGCUGGGACUCAUUUAAGUUCAGGGACAGGAGCUAUUCUAUAUCUCUGCAUGUGUGAGUGUGCAGGGGCUGGAAUUUAGGAGUAUUGGGGUCAGCAAAGAAAGGGACAAGAACUGCGACUUGAGAUUGAUCUGGAGGGCCGCUUAACUGCAUCUUAGACUCAGUAGGUUUGUUUUGCAAAUUGUGGCUAUUUAGAUGGAGGUGAGAUGGUGACUGUCUCCCUUGGCUCUGCCGAAAGAGAGCUCUUGAUCCUCCUCUGACCUUGACAGAAUCUCUAAUGUGUUUUCAGCCUAGCCCUGGAGCACGGAAAUACAGUUUGCUGGAUUCCUCCCUUUUUUGGGUGGUAGGGGCAGAUUUGGGCUUACAGGCGACUCCUAGCCUGCCUCUCAUUCCCAGACAGGCUUAAGGUAGCUCUCCCCCACUUUCUGGCCCCAUCCUGGGGUCUGAGCCCCCGCCCCCUCCGUCCCUUUCCAUUCUUUCCUUCCCUCCUGCCUGUGUCUCUUUCCCUCUCUCUCUCCCACUUUUCCUCCCUCUCCCGCUCCGUCUCACACGCACCCUCUGUUUAUUUUCCUGCCUCCAUCUGGGCCCUGCUGAUAUUGUAAUCACCCUGAUGCACGUUGGCUUCUCUCCUCUCCCUCCUGCGCUCACACACUCACUCACACACAAUGUGCCAUCCUGACAAGCCUUUUACUUCUGAUAAGCUCCAAUGUGUGUUUAAUGAAUACAAAGCCGCGGUCUGGGUGCCGCCUCGGCCGCGGCCGCUCUCCCGCGCUCCUUUGCCAGAAGCUGGCGGAGAGAAUUUACAUUUAAAGAUUAGCAGAGUGAGAAAGAGAAAUCUGCCUUUUGUUGUGCGGGGUGAGGAGGAGGCAUCUACCCUGGCCUUGACGCUAUCUCCCAUCACCUCUGCUAUCCAGACAGGACUCACCGAGAAAAGAUUGAUCUCUGGGCUGGUGAACAUAAUCUCUGUCCCAGUCAGAAAAGGAGAGAGGAAAUUAGCAGAGCGAUUGGUGGAGAAUGAUAUCUGUCAAAAGAAACACUUGGAGAGCACUGAGUUUAGUAAUAGGUAUGUUUUUGUAGAGAAGAAAGGAGAAUGGGCAUUGCUUACUUUCACUCUGUGCGAUGACACAAGUGUGCUUACAGUACUCUCCUCUCUCCACCCCCUUCCCAUCCUUUUCAUAGACGCGCAUCGGGAAUUCCUUCACAGGCCUGCGUCUGGAUACGUGCCAGAGGAGAUCUGGAAGAAAGCUGAGGAGGCUGUCAACGAGGUGAAGCGCCAGGCGAUGACAGAGCUGCAGAAGGCCGUGUCUGAGGCAGAGCGGAAAGCCCAUGACAUGAUCACGACGGAGCGGGCCAAGAUGGAGCGCACGGUCGCCGAGGCCAAGCGGCAGGCAGCAGAGGAUGCGCUGGCAGUUAUCAAUCAGCAGGAGGAUUCGAGCGAGAGUUGCUGGAAUUGUGGCCGUAAAGCGAGUGAAACCUGCAGUGGCUGUAACACAGCCCGAUACUGUGGCUCAUUUUGCCAGCACAAAGACUGGGAGAAGCACCACCACAUCUGUGGACAGACCCUGCAGGCCCAGCAGCAGGGAGACACACCUGCAGUCAGCUCCUCCGUCACGCCCAACAGCGGGGCUGGGAGCCCAAUGGACACACCACCAGCAGCCACUCCGAGGUCAACCACCCCGGGAACCCCUUCCACCAUAGAGACAACCCCUCGCUAGACAUGAACUCAGAACUGUCGAAGGAAAGACAACACAACCAACGCGAAACCAAUUCCUCAUCCUCAGAUGCUCAAAGUUGUUUUUUUUUUGUUUGUUUGUUUAUUAGAUGAAUUAUCCUAUUUCAGUACUUCAGCAAGAGAGAACCUAACUGUAUCUUGAGGUGGUAGUAAUACAGAGGGCCAGUAACGGGUCGUAAUGACUUAUUGUGGAUAACAAAGAUAUCUUUUCUUUAGAGAACUGAAAAGAGAGCAGAGAAUAUAACAUGAAAUGAUAGAUUUGACCUCCUCCCUGUUAUUUUCAAGUAGCUGGGAUUUUAAACUAGAUGACCUCAUUAACCGAUGCUUUACCAAACAGCAAACCAAGAGAUUGCUAAUUGCUGUUGAAAGCAAAAAUGCUAAUAUUAAAAGUCACAAUGUUCUUUAUAUACAAUAAUGGAAAAAAAAAGAAAACCCUCAAGGGCAUGAGCAUUGGAUACAGCAGUAGACAUUUUAACAAGAAGAUGAAUGGCGUCCGUGGGUUGCUAACUGAACUUUGAAGACCCGCUACAAAAUGCGCAGAUGUGCAGCAGAUUGGAAGGAGACACAGAUGUUCGUUUUUUUUCCUGUUUCUGAAAAGAAAUAAUAAUAUCCAGGUCAACAGAAUGAAAAAUGAAAGAUGAUUUGCAGUGGGAUGUAUGAAUACAGCAGCAAGAAAAAAAAAUGCCAUAAUACAAAAGGAUAUAUAUAUCUACAUACACUCACACACACACACACACACACACACACACACACACACACACAUAUGCACACACACACACACACAGAGAAGUAAGAGACUCAGCCUGCAGUUAAUUAGCAUUCUGGCAGUUUUGACAUCAGCCAGCUGCCCUAAAUAACCCUUCAACGUUUCUUCACUUUUGCAAGGUUCCACAGAGUAAGACAUUGGGUCUAUUCCAGCUCAUUCAUUUUAUAUUGAAAAAAAUAAUAAUUUUAAAAAUGGUGGCUUCAGCUCCAGCCCCUUUCCAAAAUUUUUCAACCCCACCCUGUUUGGAUUUUUAAUUAAAAACUAGUAGUUCUCUUGGUGUUAAAACACUUCUGUCCUGUGAGGUUUCCCAAUGGUGUUUUUCUUGUAAAUGUGUUGGACAAAUGUGAAGAUGCAUUGUAGUUUAACCAUAUGCCCACAUUUAGUCUCUUUAUUCCUAGUUGGUGAGAAACCUGUAUCUUUCUAUGCUGCUUUUAUAUCUGUAUGUAUUAGUGAUAUUUCUCUAGUAGUUAAAAAAAAAAAAGGAAAAAAAAGACUCUUUUUGGUUGUCCUCAAGAAAAGAAAAAAGCUAUCUUUCGGAGCUGCUAUUUCACUCUCUUAUAGGAUUUUUUUUCCUGAAAACCAGCAUGCUUCAUGGAAUGCUAACAUAUUGGUGUUUUUGUAAGAGGGAUGUACAUAAAUGUAUUUUGCACUGUCACAAUGACUCCCUAGGCAUGCUUUUUUUUUUUUUUUUUUUUUGAGCAAACUCUUUUUAAAUAUGCUAGAGCCAUUUCAUCAAGUUUAGCUGUAGCAUAGAGUAGUUGUGAAAUUUUUCUUUUCUUUUUUUUUUUAAAUCAUUUUUAGGGACUUUUUUAAAAAAAUAAAAUAACAAGAUAUCCUACUUUAAAAAAAAAAAAGGACAGUGCAUGCAUAUUGCUGUAAGGUCGUUUAAGUAUUUCUAAUUUUACAAAAAUAAAAAUCAUUAAAGCUCCAAAUGCUGAGGUGUAGACUGACAGCUUUAACACUGCUGAAUGCCAGGUUAUACAGUAUUCUUACAAAAAGGGAAGUCAGCCAAAGACUGAUCUGAUGGACCAAAAUCGGAAUUUUGAAAAGCACCAGUACUAUUUUCCAAACAAUCAGCAGGUUAAACAUGUUCAGCAAGGUAUAGUAUGAAUCCAUUAACCCUUCGUUGUCCAGGGUCCAGACCAGAACUACUUGUUAGUUUUGAAAACAGUAGCCCAGGAUGUGGUUGUGUGCUUUAGGAAAGUCAGCAGUGCUGCAGGCUGUGUAGACAACCAAAGUUUACAAGGCUGGGAAGACACUUCUCCAAAUACAUAUACACCAGGCAUUUCUUUAAAAAUAAAAAACAAUCCAUUAGCUUUGGGGGGGGGUUAAAUGUAGGCCUUGGAAACAGUUUUUAAGUGGCUUUUAAGUAUCUGCAUAGAGGCAAUCCUAAGGUUUGCUUUAAGUCUCUUAAAUCUAACAUUUUUUAAAGCAUUUCUUCCCUGUAUUUUCAUAUACAAGUUGGUUUUAAUUUUGUUUGGGUGGUGUUAUUUUUUUUUAAUGACUUUUUAGUUUAGAAAGUUCUGAUGAGCAAAUAAAUACAUCUAUCUACAUGUUGGAAGUCCAUCUGCCAGCACACCUGCUUAAAGUGAAAUGAAAGCACAUAACCAGGCUCUGAAUGGGUUAUAUUUUAUCAUGGUGCUCCCAGAAUCCUUUGACCUCACUCUGCUUUCUAGUCUGCUUGUGACACUGGACAGUCCUUUCUUACAGAGCUAUUAUAUGUUCUAGGCUACGAAGGGUUAAAUAAUCCCAAAAAUGAGGUGUCAUACCCACACGUCUUUAUCUCUAGAAGCUGUGAUGUAUGUGAAACAGCACUGUUAUUCUUAACACUAGUGUGUAAAAUAAGGAUUAGUACAGUACGUCUCAUUACUUUUUAAUUCAGGGCACCCUGAGUGAAAACAAAUACAAAAAAAAAAAAAAUCCCUAACUCUGAGCUCUAUCUCUGAUUCCUCUUCCUCCUUCCCCUCUUCCUCCUCCUCUCCUCCUCUUCCUCUCCUCCUGUUUUGCUACAUUCUCCUCAGUGGCAAAAAGUUUCACUCUACCUCUGACAGCAUGUAUAUUGCACCAGUAGCUAACAAAAACUGGUCUAGUCAAACCAAAUGGGCACAAAAGAACCAGGAUACCAAAAGUUAAGCUCAUACAGCUGCAAACCAUAUCACUUCUUGGUAACAAUGCAGACCUCAUAAACCUAAAGAAGAGAAAGAAAAGAAAACUUUUGUUACUUUCCUUUUUUGCUUGUCACUUAUAUACAGGCUAUGUGAGAAUAUAAUUUGUAGGUAUAACACAUUAAAAAAAAAGUUAUCUUCAUUGGAUAGAAUUGAAUGGUGGUCGCUGAUAGGAAUAGGGCGUCCUCUAUCUCUUAUCUCUGUCUCUUACUCUUUUCUCUUUCUCUUUUUCUCUUUGUCAUGAGACUAUGUGUGACAGGGCCACCUGUCUUUUUUUUCUUAAUUUUUUUUAUGUGUAGGUGCAUGUCUUGGGGAUUUAAAAAUUUCAAGGCUGGUUUACUUAUGCAAAGCAUGCCUACGUCUGGAAUACUUAGGGAAAGAAAGCGACUCCAUGUUGUCCGAAUUCCUCAAGGGACAGAAAAAAAAUUGGAGACUGUUGAAAUGCAGAUUUGAAGUAAUUUUUUUUAAAUAUUAUUUUGGGUUCUGCGACAUUGUGAAAAAUUAAAGUUGUUGUGCAAUACUUAAUUCAGACAUGUACCACAAGUUAAUGGUAGACUAACACUGGGGGGUGGGGUCUAGGCAUCAUGCUUUUGUCAGCAUACUCUUGAGCUUUUAAGUCUACUAUGUCUGAACUGUGGUUUCUUGUUUAUCCUUUUUUCCUUAGUUGGACUGUAAUGUAUGGUCUGUCAACCUGUGAAUCUUUAAAGUAUGAUUCAGGUAUUGUUGUAUUCUUUACUGUGUAAUAAAAAAAGUUGAAAAAAAUCUGGAUCCUCUGUCUCCCUUCCUCAGUGUGCCAUGGUUGCCCACCCAGUGACCCCAGCUUGGGGAGUCCAUCCUCCAUGGUGCUGAAUCAGAUCCAUAGAGUUUAUUCAGCUACAAAGUAUGCCUCUGUAACAGGAGUUGGCUUAUCCAUGCGUGGUGAGUAGGGAAUGAUGUCAGAACUAUGCAAAAGUCAAACUCUUUCACAGGGGAUGUUUCUCAGGCAGGAGGAGUCAGAAGAGUGAGAGGAGAAUUAGAAACUUCCAUAGGAAAGGAGAGCUUGGCUUGCCUAGACUAGCUGCUGCAUAGGUAGCAGGGGCCCUUUUGGCUAUGUUUUGAUAAAAUUAGAAAUGAGUACCUAAAUCUGGGUCACUCUGCUCAGAGAGGUUCAUCCCAACCUCAUGAGGCUCUGACUCUUGGCAAGUUGUUUGGCUCCAUUGUGCACACCUGAAUGGUAGAUCCGCUGACAUGACGCACAGCUGCUUUAUUUGCCUUGUCCCCAUCCUCUAAUUAAAAGUCGCCGGCAUUGGCACUCUUGGUUAUGUAGUUAAUAUCCAGUAUGCCUGCCUCCAACUUGCUGGAACGUCCAGUUAUCCCCUCUGAUGCAUAGUUUUUCAUACUUCAGUUACAAAGUUGGUUAGAGUUUGAAGACCCAACCCGUCUCCCCUGCCCUGUGAAUGCUGUUAAUUUUUAUAUGUAGUUUUAAAAACAGAUUUUUUUUAAAGUAUCUUACAUACUGUGUUGUAGCAGAAAUUCCUGUUUCCUCUGAAUGUUCCAACUUUAUAGGCCAAAAAAAAAAAAUCAUUGCAAAAAAUACAGCAGGUGCCAGAGCCCAUGUCUGGAGAAGAGUCGUGAAGGUCAAUGCUAGUUACAUGGGAGAUUGGAUUGGGCCCCUUCAGUUUCCUUCUUGUGGCAGCUAGGUCCCUGUUCCAAGGCCUGGCUUCUCUAACUUGUCUUCCUGGGAAAUGCAGCUUUUCCAAGAACUUGGUAGUGCACACCAGUAAAAAAUAUAAGAACAGAUUUUUUUAAAUGGUGGAAACACCCUCACUCCCACGCUUCUGACAGUUGGGGUUGGAUAUUUGAUUUGAUAGUUACUCCUUUUUUUCCACAGAAGAAAGGCCAGCCUGACCCAAGUUGCCUAUUUUUAAUGUGUUAAUGCAUCUUAUUUUCUCUUCAAAGUGAAAAAGGCCAGAAACUAGCAGAUAGAAAUGGAACCCAUUGACGUAGUUCUCUUAUAAGCAGUUCUUGCAAAUGCCUCUGUGACGUUUUCAUUCAAGUGGAUAUGUUGGACAAAUAGGGAAUGGUUUUAGUUUACGUGAACAAUAAGAGACUUCCAGGUGGUGGACAUCAUUUUUUAAAGAAGUGUGAAUGAUGUAUCUGGUAACAUUAUACAAAGAUGUGUCUCCCAUGAAAGAACAUUCAGCUAUUCCCUGGAAUGGAUGGGGAAUAAAUGAGCAAAGGAGUGUUGUUCUGUAUGGGUAUCUCUAUCCUUAUUCCAAGGUGAAUAAAUAAAGUUGUAUUUGC